Messenger RNA from Protopterus annectens (West African lungfish), 3013 nucleotides. Its product is annotated as zinc finger MYM-type protein 5-like. The record is from RefSeq and is a predicted model, not a curated record. The coding region runs from base 1988 to 2875 and encodes 295 amino acids. Lineage: Eukaryota; Metazoa; Chordata; Ceratodontiformes; Protopteridae. The transcript has 2 exons.
UAGCUUUUUGCUUUAUUUCAUUUCACCCAUUGUUUAACCAUAGUAGCCUAUUUAACUGAACAGAUUUCUGCUUUGAUUUUUUUGUGAUGUACUUGAUUUUUUUUACUGCAGAUCAGUAGUAUGUGAAAGCAUGUUUGAUAGCAGCAUAAGCAUUGCUAGUGCAUCUUUUUGAAGGCUUAUUUGUGGUGACUUUACCUUCUGAUUUUGUGAAAUGCUAUAUAACUCUCGCUCACCUUUUUGCUGUUGGGCAAUGCAGUUUUACACGGCUGAGUUUCUUUUGUGUUUCUUGUGUUACAUUUUGGUGUAUCAGUUUACUGUCAGUUUAAUGAGCAGUGGCAAAUUAAAUGUCGCAAUGUGGUGCUCUGGGAAACAAAGCUGAGUGAGCAUGCGUGCACUGGAAGCUUGUGUUAGUUUCUUAACUCUCUCUGAACUGCAUUUGAAUGCAGAUUUGUACUUCUACUACCAUAGUUGCAGUGCAGAUGUUUAGUAUUUAUGGCUUGUCUUGCACUGCUGCAUUUUGUUUGAGUUACUAACACUCAGAGAAAUGUUUUAAGUUGUUGGCUGCUGUGAGAAUGACGUUACUAGUUGGUUGCUGUGAGAAUGACGUUACUAAUUGUAAACGUAGAGAAAGUGUGCAAUGGCUAUAUACCACAGUGCCUCACUAUUUAGCUGUAAUUUUCCUUUUGAAAAUGUGUAGGACAGUUCAGUGCAGUUACCUGCAAAGGUAUUUGGUGGUGUAGGUUUUUUCUCGCCUGCUGCUGAAGUUCAGAAUACCUAUUGAUUAAAACAUGUAGGAAGAAAUAAUUGAAUUUACUUGGCAUUCUUGCCAUAGUAGAUGAAUAGCAGUGUGAGUGAUGGACUCUAUGUACAAUAGCAGUGACCUUUGUAAACAUGGUGUGAUUUAUUUCUACUGCUUCAGUGUGACUUUCUAACUACAUCAAAAAUGUGAAUUUGUUUUCAGUUUGCAGUACACUGAUCUCGCAUCAAAAAUGUAAAUUGCAUGGUAAUAUGAUUUAACAUCAAGUAAUUUGUGUGCUGGUUUAUAUAUAAAUAUUUUGUAGUACAAGUGAAAGAAGCAAUUGUGGCUGUCUUAAUAGGUCCUAUCUAAGGAACAGACUGUGCUAUAUCUCAAGGAGAUGUUGUACUGGCAGUAACAAUCAUCUUAUAGGGGGGUUCUCCAGUGGACUUGUAUAAGUGACUUAGGAUUGUCUGUGGGGAGCAUCAAUGGUGUCGUGUGUUUUUUUUUUUUUUGUAGCGUAACAUACAGUAUGUUUACAUUAAUGUUUCGUCCUUCAUAGAUCUUUCAGAAACCAGUUACCUUGAACUUGACUGGAACCAACUGAAAUAUCUAGAAGCUUCAAGUGCUCCAAUGAAUACCGCAUCCUCUGCCAUGAAUACUGCAUCCUCUGCCAUGAAUACGCAUCCUCUGCAUCUGUGAAUCGGUAAACACUUCCAUGACAACUGAAUAGCAUUCUUGUUGCCUUAAAUUGUAGGCGCGAUCUGUGUGGACAGUAAAUUAGAUGAAAUUGAGCCAUGUCGUCACUUUAUAAACCAGUACAGUAAUAGCAUUCCAAAUGUUUACAAAUGGAUAGAAUGAGCCGGAGGUAAAUGUGCUCAAUGUAUGCAAGCUUUAGUUCCAGAUGACUUGAUUCUUGAUUUGAAUUUGCUGUCUAGUGGCAGAAAUUGACAAGCCUGUACAGUGGUCUGGUGUUGUAUAGUUUAAUUUUGUAUAGUAUAAAGUUGGCUCUAAUACAACCAGUUGUAGUUGCAAGGUCUAGUUGGGUGAAUUGCAAGACUUGGGUGGGUAGGCAGCUAUAAGAAUUGAGGGAGUUUAUGAACAUUGCAUUUUCCUUUCCUAACAUUUGAAUUUCCAAAAUUUAUUUUUAACAGACAGCCUGGAAAAGGUCCAAAGAAGCUUUCUGGUGCAGCAAAUAGAAAAAGAAAGGCUCAGAGAGAAUUGCAAGUGGCUAGUUUACGUGCUUCAGUGAUGAGAUUUAUGCAGUCUAGUCAGACAUUAGACAGCAGUCAGUGGCAAGACAGUGAAAUGCUUCAAGAAGCAGAUUUCCCUGAGGUGCCAAGCAGUCCUUCCAGACCAGGUGAAAGUGACAGUUCCUGCCAAAGUCCCAGCGAUGCUUGCUGUAUGGUAGAUGUUGAGAAUACUGGUACUGGAUGUGCAGAUAAUGAAUCUGAGUCAGAGGUGUGUGAUAAUGGCUCUGACCUUGCAGGUGGUAAUGCAGAGUGUGACAGAGUGUGGAGCUCAGUGUCUGGGGCAUCCAUUGACUCUAUUCCUGUGUGGUCAGAGCUAGGAGCAGCUCAUUUAUCUGACCAACUAGAUGUAUGUGAGGCGGAAAGUAAGGAAGCAGAUCCAGUAACACACAGGGAAGUCUAUAGUGACCCUGGUAAAUGGCCAGAUCCCAUGGAUGAUAAAGUUCGCUGUCUGUUAAGUGCUGUAGGGCCUGUUCAGAUAAUGAAUCACAGUUUCCCCUAUGAUGAUCACCAUAGAAGAUUCAACCCCAUCUUUUAUAAUAAACGACUUACAAAUGGUGAGACAGUCAGAAGGUCUUGGUUGGUGUAUUCCGAAAGUAGUGACUUGGUAUUUUGUUUUUGCUGCAAACUCUUUAGCAGUACUCAUUUAGUUGCCUUGUCUAGUACAGGAACAUGUGACUGGAAAAAUUUGGGACAAAAGCUUAUAGAACAUGAGCGAUCAGUGAAACAUAAAGAAGCUGCUGCUAAGUGGAGUGACUUGCACUUGAGGCUUAAGAAUAGCUCCACCAUUGAUCACCACCGUGAGAACAUGAUUGAGUCUGAGAGGAAAUACUGGAGAAAUGUUCUGGAAAGACUGCUUGCAAUCUGUCAGUACUUGUCCCCAACAUAACUUGGCCUUUAGGGGUAGUGAGGAUAGACUCUUUACAAGUGGUAAUGGCAACUUCCUCGGGUUAGUGCAGCUGUUGGGCAAGUUUGAUCCAGUAAUACAAGAGCAUCUUCGUCGUAUCAGUAAUGCCGAGAUCCAUGA